GACAAUCUGGAACCCGUCAGUUUGGUGACUCAUGCCACACCUGACAUGAUGGAAACCAUUGAAAAAUUAACAAAUUUAUGGGAUGGACCAAUUUCUUUGGGAAUUUUUAUUGAUUCGAAUUCUCGUAAUGUUCUGGAAUAUUUGACUGAAAUUUACAGAUGUGAUGUGAGAUUUAGAAGAAAGAUGUCCAUUCAUUUUGCCUAUCGAAUAUCUGCUUUUCAAACUGAUUGUCCAACAGUUUUUAUUCCAAAAUCCAAAAUUUCAUGUGAUUACUUUUUGAAAAACCAAGAAACACUGCGCGCUGAAAUAUCAGCUCCAUUCGUACUGUAUCCGUGUAGUUUGAUGAGAAAUGUCGCAAGAUGGGGAGCCAAAUCUGACAUACAUUUUAUAAUGGAUGGAGAUAUGAUAAUUAGUGAAGGAAUGGCUCUGAAAAUUAAGAAAAUUGCCAAUAAAAUGAUUGAUGGAAAGUCGAAAAAUGUGCUUUUAGUAAGGAGAUUUGAGAAUGCGAAUGGUACAGUAAUCCCGAGAAGUUUUGAGAAAUUAGAAGAAAAAUCUAAAAUAUUUUUUUUCAGAAACGUCGACUGGGAACCUCAGCCAAUUCUUCACAAAAAUGAUCCUUAUAAUGCAGAUUAUUUUCCGUCAAGGAUUAAAAAUGUGCAAUCAUUGAUCUACAAACUCUGCCGUGCAAACUACACAUUCCAUUUAUUAUCUCAUGUUUUUGAUGUCCAUGAGGGAAUCAAAACCGAAGACACCAAAUAUUCAAAAGCUGUUGCGGACCAUCAAAAUAUAUAUGCAAGAAGAACUGCAAGAUUACGGUAUGCCGAAGAAAUGAGCAAUCUGUAUCCGGAUACAUGGGAAAAGUGCGGUGUUUUUGCUUUGUGA
This is a messenger RNA of Caenorhabditis briggsae, 882 nucleotides long. The record is from RefSeq and is a predicted model, not a curated record. Lineage: Eukaryota; Metazoa; Nematoda; Chromadorea; Rhabditida; Rhabditidae. The transcript is spliced from 5 exons. The annotation marks the transcript as partial.